AUGACGCUCCCUUUUGACAUUCCAGGGUCUGCCUUCCACAAGGCUCGCAUGGCGGUGAAGAGGCUGGCGAACAUACUCGCGGUAUGCGCGGGAAAGUCUAAAGCGAGGAUGGCGGCCGGAGAAGAGCCGACGUGUCUGAUAGACUUCUGGAUGCAGCCUAUAGUCGCGGAGGCUGCAUCCGGUAAUCCGCCUCCGCCUCAUUCUAGAGACGAGGAGAUAGGAGGCUUCCUCUUCGACUUCCUCUUCGCCGCGCAAGACGCGUCCACGUCAUCGCUUCUCUGGGCGGUGACGCAGCUCGAGUCGAAGCCGGAUGUGCUGAGGAGAGUCAGGGAGGAAGUUGGAAGCAUAUGGACGCCUGAGUCCAACGCGUUGAUCACAGUUGAUCAGCUCGCGGAGAUGAAGUACACGCUCAACGUGGCGCGUGAGGUUGUGAGAUACAGGCCACCGGCGACUAUGGUCCCACACGUGGCAGCUGUAGACUUCCCUCUCACGAAAACUUACACUGUACCUAAAGGAACCAUCGUCUUUCCCUCGGUCUUCGACUCAUCGUUCCAAGGGUUCACUGAACCGGACCAGUUUGAUCCAGACCGGUUUAGCGAGACCAGGAAAGAAGACCAGGUGUUCAAACGCAACUUUCUCGCUUUUGGAUGGGGCUCUCACCAGUGCGUAGGUCAGCGUUACGCACUGAACCACCUCGUGCUCUUCAUCGCCAUGUUCUCGACGCUGCUGGAUUUCAAGAGGCUUCGAUCUGACGGCUGCGAUGAGAUCGUGUACUGUCCCACAAUAUCUCCCAAGGACGGAUGUACGGUGUUCUUGUCUAGGCGCGUCGCAGCGUAUCCGUACCUUACGUUGAAUUAAUUUGGAGUCUUGUCUUUAUUACUACUGCUGUUUCGUGGCGUGUGUCUCUCGAAGCUAGUGGCGUUAAAUAUUAUUGAAUUUGAAGAUGUCAGUAUCGUGUUCACUGUUCACCAAUUUGUUUUGUCUUUUUCUUUGUAUGGAUUAAGUUAUGGCGUGUGAAGUCAUGUCGUGAAGUUAUGGCAUGCAUUUAUAUGUUGGAUUUGAUUUUUAUGGUCAGAUAUGUUUAAGUCGAUUUAAAUCUUA
Brassica napus (rape) is the source of this 1101-nucleotide messenger RNA. Its product is annotated as cytochrome P450 710A1-like. Lineage: Eukaryota; Viridiplantae; Streptophyta; Magnoliopsida; Brassicales; Brassicaceae. The coding region runs from base 1 to 858 and encodes 285 amino acids. The transcript has a single exon. Gene Ontology annotation, biological process: sterol metabolic process. Gene Ontology annotation, molecular function: iron ion binding; oxidoreductase activity, acting on paired donors, with incorporation or reduction of molecular oxygen; heme binding. The record is from RefSeq and is a predicted model, not a curated record.